AUGCUUUCUGGCUUCGUUAUCAGUAGCUAUGAACAAUACAAAGAAGACACCAAUGGAAAGGCACGCAAGCAAGCGAAGGAGGCGGAAGAACAGCCGACCGAAAAUACUGCCUCGCCAAUCAAGCCUUCGUACACUAUCGCCACCAAGGAUUUUGUGGCAUUGGCUGAAUUCAUUGCUGGCUCUACAAAGCCACCGGUGAAGGUACCCCAAUCCAUUGCCACUGUGCUGAAUCGCGCCAUCAAGGUCCGGAAGAAGCAUGCACAGACUCUGGUUUCCCAACAGGACCGUACCAAAGACGACGAGGACUCGGAUAAGCGCCAUUCGUAUUUUGUCGGUAUUCUAGAGCACGUGAAAACCAUCUUACAGCCAUACUUUUCCCAGGCCGAUCCCGAGCAAAUCAAGGCAGCCGAAGGAACCGACUCUGUGACGAAUCCUUUCACCCAUCUUACCGUUUCAGAGCCUUCCGAGGCAUUCAUCAACGCACCUGAUAUUGCCCAGCCAAGCCAAACCCGCCCAGACUACCAAUCGGAGCAGCCGCAGGAUCUCGAUGAAGCCUGCACCGUAUUCGCCCUGGUUCUUGAAGACUUCAACCGUCUCCGGACCGCCAUUGCAAAGACAUGGGUUGCCUAUAAGCCUGACGAUGCUCUAAACUUUGAAGUCUACGACUCUGUCACUCCCUUCAUGUGGCCUACUUAUCGGCUGCUUGGGGCUUUUGUCAAGCUUGUCGGCCCCACCAACAUCCUCAUCUACAAGGAGGGUUUCUACGGCACUUACGACCCAUCGAGUGACCGGCGUCAGAAGAGUGCCAGGGAAAAGCACCAGGAAGACACCGUAGUGCUAAUGGAAAUCCUGCCAGAGUUUGCGUUGCUCUGCCGGAUGCGGGGCAAUAUGCCAGUCGAGGACGAGCUGGUCCGCGGGCUCCGCACCGCCUUCGACACCAAACAAAUCAGCCUCUCCACCGUCCUGGCCGUGCAAGUGUUCCUCGACAUACACCACCGUAUGCGCGACCAAGUCUAUCGAGGCUUGAUAGACAUGGAAAAGGCCGCAAACCAGAUUUUGUCAUCCAUCGACCAGCACCAGGAGUUCCACGCCUCUCUUACGAUCGACACCUGGCCGCGCUCCAACGACGCCGUUUUCCGCCUCAUCAAGCACCGCAUCGACACCUGGGCCAAGGGCGACCCUAUCCUGCAAGCAUCGAUACGGCACAACCGCCCGCCUCCCUCCGACCGCCAUCUUCUUUCCAAGCACCCAUUACUCUGCGGCCUCAUUGCAUACGGUCUCAAGAUGGACUUCAACGAAGCUGGCAUCGCCCUGGCUAAUGCGUGGGGUGCGACAGUCUGCUGCACGCACCUCUACAACGCCGUACGGCAGACGGGCCUUCUGCAGAGCUCGUGGAAAGACAUGGAAAUCAUGCGAGCCACGCAUGAGGUCUUUCUACAGCGGUUCAUGCUCAGCAUGGGCUACUCGGCGGCGAACUUUGCGCCUCAAGGGGGCCGCAAGCAUAAGCGGCCACAGGUCUCUCGGAGCGGGCCGAGGGGACUCAAGGCGAAAGCUGGGGUCGUGGAGGCGUUCCGGGCCAGGUACUCGGGUGGUGGUGGUACGGCUGGCAAUUUUACGCACGAGGAGGUGCGGGCGCUGCUCGGCAAGCUGAAUGCGUGGGAAGAAGAUGCAGACAUGUCAGACGAGGAGACGUUCGAGACGGAGGAAGGUGAGACGCAGCAGUUUGGGCUUGUGAAAAGUGCGAAGGCGCGAGAUAAGAAUGCGGCACGGAAGCAUCAGCAGGCCAUUGGCAAACUGACUGUCGAAGAGUUACUUGAGAAGCUGAGGAAUGCGCUGCAGGGCGAGGUGCUUGAGCUGUCCUUUGACUAUGCGCUGAUGCACCGGUUCUGCUGGAGGCUUUUGAGGGCGGUGAAGGACAAGUGCGCCGAAGAGCUACGGCAGAUGUACGGGCCUUCGUACAUUGAGAACGAAAGCGAGCUGCCCUUUAUCGUGGGAUACAUCCUCCAUGCUUCGGUGGCUCGGGAACAGGCCGCGAACUAUCCGGUAUUUGAGUCAAGGCGGACCAAAAGCACAAAUUCGCAGCUGCUGGACAAAGUAGCGUAUGUUAUCGAGGAAAUGAUUGCUUCUGGCGCUGGGUCUAUUGUUGCAAUGGUCUUGGAGAGGCAGUACAACAUCUUUUUUGAGGAGUAG
Messenger RNA from Lasiodiplodia theobromae, 2190 nucleotides. RefSeq lists its product as uncharacterized. Bases 1 to 2190 code for a protein of 729 amino acids. The transcript is spliced from 4 exons. The record is from RefSeq and is a predicted model, not a curated record. Lineage: Eukaryota; Fungi; Ascomycota; Dothideomycetes; Botryosphaeriales; Botryosphaeriaceae.